Messenger RNA from Striga asiatica, 2944 nucleotides. NCBI's taxonomy places the organism in Eukaryota, Viridiplantae, Streptophyta, Magnoliopsida, Lamiales, Orobanchaceae. The record is from the annotation of a GenBank genome assembly.
AUGAAAUACGUCGACAAUGCUGCGCCUGUUCACAUCCUAACGGCUAAAUCCUCAUAUGCUUUUGAAAUUUCAUUAGGGCAAAAUUGGAAUAAUGCAGUUCACCUUCCAUCAGUCCACUCUCUGCUUACUGCCAUUGGGACUUCCUCUCUCUAUCCUCAUCACCCUCAAAUUGCUUUCCCUAAAAUUACACUUCACAUAUCUCCGGCCAUGCAAGAUUUCAUAGGCUCCGUCCGCCGAUCUCUCGUUUUCAAGCCUUCAGGUGAAGAUCCCGCCGGAUUUGGGGGAUUCGUUGAGAAAAUCGGGUCCAGCAUCAGGAAAUCGCGAAUCGGAAUAUUCUCCAAGCCUCCUGUUCACGCGCUGCCGCCGAUUUCCACUCCACAGCGGGGUACAGUUAGGGCGCCGCCGCCACCAAUGGAGGAGGAGGCAUUACCACCGAUGGAAGGAACAUCGGAAGAUGAACCACGAUUUAAAAGGGAGAGGGCUGGCGUAAUGCUGAACUCGAGAGCGGUCAAAGAGGAAGAGCCAAAGAUGAAGAAGGAGGUUUCCCUGCCACCUCCGAUCCGGUGGAGGAAAGGAGAAUUGAUCGGGUGCGGAGCAUUUGGGAGGGUUCACAUGGGGAUGAACCUCGAUUCAGGAGAAUUGCUUGCAGUCAAAGAGGUUUCUAUUGCGGCGAAUAAUUCUUCAAAGAAAACACAAGAAUACAUUGGGGAGCUUGAAAAGGAAGUGAACCUCUUGAAAAAUCUGUCACACCCAAAUAUUGUGAGGUACUUGGGAACUGCCAGGGAGGAGGAUUCCCUGAAUAUAUUACUGGAAUUUGUGCCAGGUGGAUCAAUUUCGUCGCUUUUGGGAAAGUUUGGGUCCUUUCCAGAAUCUGUUAUAAGAAUGUACACAAAACAAUUAUUAUUAGGAUUGGAGUACCUGCAUAAGAACAAAAUUAUGCACAGAGACAUAAAGGGAGCAAAUAUUCUUGUUGACAAUAAAGGCUGCAUUAAGCUUGCUGACUUUGGAGCAUCCAAGAAAGUUGAAGCAUUGCUCAGCAGAUAUAUGGAGCGUAGGAUGCACUGUUAUUGAAAUGGCUACUGGGAAGGCUCCUUGGAGCCAGCAGUAUCAGGAGGUUGCUGCUCUGUUUUAUGUUGGAACUACCAAAUCUCACCCUCCAAUACCUGAACAUCUUUCGGUUGAGGCAAAAGAAUUCCUGUUAAAAUGCUUGCAAAAGGAGCCGGACCUGAGGCCUACUGCAUCAGAGUUGUUAAAGCAUCCGUUUGUGACUGAAGAAUGUCGGAAAUCCCACCUCGUACUCCGAUCUUCACUUGUGGACAGUUCUGGAAAGCGGAUGGUAGCACAUGGGCAGGAUAUGAAAAAAUCACUGAACCUAGAUGCAAGAAGCUCAUGCAAGGGACUUAAAGAUUUCAGUGAAUUGGGUGGUCCCAGUUGUUCCACCAUUCGUCCUGAACAGCUUUCAGGACGAGAAUCUCUAUGGCAGCCCGCUAAUUUUGAUGACGAUGAUGAUAUGUGUAUAAUUGAUGACAGUGAUGAUCUUGUGCUUUGUGCAUCCACAAAAUUCAAGCAUACUCUUCUUUCUGCUGAAUGUAAUCAGAGUUUUAAUCCUAUGAGCGAGCCUAAUGAUGACUUGCCAUGCAAGUUCGAUGAAAGUCCUGAAUUGACUAAAAGUGGAAUCACACUUCUCUCGAGUCAGAUUGAUGAACCUGUAAAUGGAUCUAUAGCACCCGCUGAUGUGGAUUGUGGCUUUACAUUUCCAAGAGAUCAGUUGCUUCAUGAAGACGAUGAUGAAGUAACAGAAUCAAAGAUUAGGGCAUUCCUGGAUGAAAAGGCUGUGGAACUGAAGAAGCUCCAAACCCCUCUUUAUGAGUUCUACAAUUCCUUGAAUGUCACUCGUAGUGUAAGCUCUGUGGGUAUUGGCAACAAGGAAAACAUUUCGAGUAACUGCAACUUACCUCCUAAAAGUAGAUCCCCAAACAAGAUGGGCAAUAGAAGAUUUUCCACUGCUGUUGUUGAUGUUGAGUACACCUCAAGUCCUGUAAGACGUGUAUCAAAUAUUGGUGAUGUAAAUUUCCGAGCUUCUGAGGACACUAAAGAGAUGCCUCUUGAUUAUCAACAAGAGCCACUUACUCCCAGCAGCAAGUUCUCCGAGAUACAGAGGAAAUGGAAAGAAGAACUUGAUGAAGAACUUGAAAGGACUAGAGAGCUCAUGCGCCAAGCAGGUGCAGCUAAAACAUCAUCUCCUAAAGAGAGGAUUUUGAGUCGACAAAAAGAUCGACUAAGGCUUGCGUCUCCAGGGAGAUAAACGCUCAAUGAGUUUUGAGUUUACGACUCCACUAGUAAAGUGACGGGUCUCUGAGUAUACCAGUUUUUUCUCAAGUGCCGCAUAUCAGGUAGAAGUAUUUCACAUUUUUCUUUUCAUAUUUGUGCAUAGAGGUGUGGUGGUGGUUUCGGAAGUUUCGCGCAGUCAUAAUUGCUACAUGGUCAUAAUAUUCAUUCGUCAAAACAAGAUGACCAACCGAUUUGAGUAAUUGUGGUUCAACCAAGGAAUAAGAAUGAACAAAAUUAUAAGAAACCCUCUAUGAAGCUGAAGGACUUGGAGUCUGGUUCAUGCAGCGGAAAAACUACAUUGGAAUGAUUUUGGGGUUUCGGUGCACGUGUAUCAUUUUGUCUACAUUUCUAUACCUUUUUUUCCCCUUUUCAACUCGUAUUUUUAUGAGUUUGGCUUGACCAAAUAAUUACUUGGCUGCUCUUUGUAAGAUGACUAAAUUUCUUUGUUAUUUUCAGUAUUUUCAAGUUUCUUGGUCACGGGCUGGAAAUGUUUGUUAUUAGAAUGACUUUUGUAUAGAGAGAUUGUGUAUCUGUACGGAGUUUUUCACCCUUGCUCCCUUGAUGGACUUUGUCAGCUUUUGCUAAUAUCAAAUGAUCGAGUUUUUGAGACAUA